AUGCCUCAAGAUCCAAACUUGUACUCGCAGCGGCCAGCCAAGAAGCAGAAGCGGGGUACGGCCCUUUCAACGUCUCUAGACUUCAAGGCCCAGCUCUCAUCACUCGUGUCCAACGCAAGCUCUUCCGGUACGACAUCCGGACGGGCUAGGCCAUCCAAGGCGCCCAAGGACGACAUCUUUCGUCAUAAGCCUAAGCAAGCUGAGAAAGGUGACACGAACAAGCUGGUGCUCAAGGAGGUAGCAGGCACGGAAGAGGAAGCGGAGCAACUCGCACGCGCAAAGCGCAAGCUGGAGGACAAGGCGAGGCGGUACGCGGCAAUGAAGCGCGGGGACUACGUUCCCGGCGAGAAUGAAGCAGAACCGCUAGUGGACUUUGAUCGGAAGUGGACGGAAGGCAGAGAGGACAAAGACGGGUAUGCGUCGACGACCAGCUCCGACAGCGACGAAGACGAAACGGCCGACGAGAUCAUCGAAUGGGACGACGAGUUUGGGAGGCGCCGGCGCGGCACGAGAGCCGAGAAGGAGAAGAUGGAGCGGAGGGCACGGCGAGGCCUGCUCGGGGCCGAGGAGCUGGAGCGCAUGUCAGCACGGCCAGCGGCGCCGAGCCAGCUCAUCUACGGCGACGCGAUCCAGUCCAUGGCAUUCAACCCCGACGACCCAGACAAAAUGGAGGAACUGGCACAGAAGCGCGACCGGAGCGCCACGCCGCCCGAGAUGAAGCACUACGACGCGGACAGAGAGAUCCGGACCAAGGGCGUCGGGUUUUACAAGUUCAGCAAGGACGAGGAGGGUCGGAAGCGGGAGUUUGCGUCGCUCGAAGAGGAGAGGAAGCGGACGGAGCAGGAACGCAAGGCGCGCGAAGACCAGAAGGAGGCGCGCCGACGGGAGAUUGAGCAGCGGCGGCGAGACAUGGGGGCCAGACGGGCGAAACGCCAGGCGGACAGUUUCCUCGACGGGCUGACGGACGGCUGA
Purpureocillium lilacinum is the source of this 972-nucleotide messenger RNA. RefSeq lists its product as uncharacterized. Lineage: Eukaryota; Fungi; Ascomycota; Sordariomycetes; Hypocreales; Ophiocordycipitaceae. Gene Ontology annotation, cellular component: nucleus. The record is from RefSeq and is a predicted model, not a curated record.